AUGAAACUCCAAUGUCAGUGAACCGAGCUUUUGGGUCAUCACCACCACAACACAAUUUUGAGGAAGGUUUCAACCCAGAACUCACAACUUUGGACCUCGAAUCUCUGCCAAAAGAUCAGCUGACGUAUGGAGAACAGGCAGAAAACGCCAUCGAGGAAGUGGAAUAUUUGCUGGCACAUUCCGGAUGGAAAUUGUCUCACAAUCGCGGCGGAGCAACGGUGAAAAGUCUC
Messenger RNA from Notodromas monacha, 230 nucleotides. Lineage: Eukaryota; Metazoa; Arthropoda; Ostracoda; Podocopida; Cyprididae. The record is from the annotation of a GenBank genome assembly.